Messenger RNA from Tribolium castaneum (red flour beetle), 1408 nucleotides. RefSeq names its product pretaporter (gene prtp). Gene Ontology annotation, cellular component: endoplasmic reticulum. Gene Ontology annotation, biological process: protein folding. The coding region runs from base 156 to 1304 and encodes 382 amino acids. NCBI's taxonomy places the organism in Eukaryota, Metazoa, Arthropoda, Insecta, Coleoptera, Tenebrionidae. The transcript has 6 exons. The record is from RefSeq and is a predicted model, not a curated record. Gene Ontology annotation, molecular function: protein disulfide isomerase activity.
UUGGCUAACCUGUAGUUUUGGAGGUGGAUUUCGAUAUCAAGACAGCGAGUUCCACAUCUGUCACCAAAAUUUGGGCAACUUUAUUGUUUACUGUUGGCUGUGAUAAGUACUUUUGUACCUAUUUCCAUCUAUAAAACCCUUAGUUUUAUUUCGCAAUGUCUUCAAAACUAUCAGUGUUAGUGUUAUUUGCGGUCUUCGUAAAUGUAUUCAGUCACGAUGAUGAUGUGCACACUGUCAAAUACACCACAGAGAAUUUUGCCCAAGAAUUACCAAAGAAAAACCAUUUUGUCAUGUUCUACGCCCCUUGGUGUGGGCAUUGCCAAAGACUUGGCCCCACUUGGGAACAACUUGCCGAAAUGCUCAAUGAAGACGAUAGUAACAUAAGAAUCGCUAAAGUGGACUGCACAACGGAUAGCUCCUUGUGUUCGGAGCAUGACGUAACGGGCUACCCUACCCUCAAGUUCUUCAAAGUUGGGGCUUCUGAAGGUAUCAAGUUUAGGGGUACGAGGGAUUUACCCACGCUUACUACGUUCAUAAAUGAGCAGUUGAGAGAGGGGGAUGAGGAAGACGCUGAAAAGAAGCCCCCACAGCCUGUGAGUGGACUCGUUGAAUUGACUGAAGACACUUUUGAAAAAUUUGUGGCCACUGGGAAGCAUUUUAUUAAGUUUUAUGCGCCGUGGUGUGGCCAUUGUCAGAAACUGGCUCCAGUGUGGGAACAGUUGGCCAAAUCUUUAGAAUUCGAUUCAAGUAUUUCUAUCGCGAAAGUUGAUUGCACCCAAUGGAGGCUAGUUUGUAACCAGUUUGAAGUCAAGGGUUACCCAACUCUUUUAUGGAUCGAAGAUGGUAAAAAAGUUGACAAAUACCAAGGCGACAGAACGCACGAAGAUUUGAAAAACUAUGUUAGCAAAAUGAUGGGUUCUUCUGAAAUACCAACUGAGACGGAAAAACCGCAGUCUGAGGAAGGUGCUGUCGGAAUCCUCACUGGUGAUACGUUCAAGCAUGGCAUAGAGACAGGUAUCACUUUUGUUAAAUUUUUUGCGCCAUGGUGUGGUCAUUGUAAGCGUUUGGCGCCCACUUGGGACGAGUUAGGCAAAAAAUUUGUAGCAGACUCGAACGUAAAUAUUGCCAAAGUUGAUUGUACUCUUGAUCUAAAUAAAGAUUUGUGCAAUGAGCAGGAGGUUGAAGGGUUUCCAACAAUCUUUCUCUAUAAAAAUGGCGAUAAAAUAUCGGAAUAUAGUGGAAGUCGGACUUUGGAAGAUUUGUACGAAUUUGUUAAACAACAUGUGGGGCAUGAUGAGCUUUAAAUUUUUGGUGUUUGUUGCGUGUGUUGCAGUUUGUAAUUCCAUUUCUGAGUGACUAUUGUAAUUCCUUUCCAACCCGAUGUGUUAAAUAAAGUUUUUUAAAAAGG